AUGGCGGAUGCGCGGGUAGACGAGGUCCUCCGCCGCCUCCUCCUCCUCUUCUCCUUUUCUAUUCCUUUCCCGGACCACGCGUCUCUUCUUUGUUCUCAUCUUCACCUACGUUCUCCUUCGUCACGGUCUGCCAUUUAAGAUGUUGGAGAGUUGAUUUCUCUGGAUGCUGGAACGAUUUCAUUUAAUUGGUUAUUUUGCGUUUUAGUGGAAAACUUUCUUUAGCUCGGCUUUUUAGUCCAGAAAUCUGUGGGCUGUUCUAACUGGCUGCUGUUCGUUGCAGGCUGCAUCAACUACUGUUGAAUCAAUCUCUUUCGGCUUCCUAACCGCCGAGGACAUUAGGAAGAUAAGCGUGAAAAAGGUUACAAAACCCGACCUUCUUGAUGUCAAUGACAGACCUGUGGUAGAUGGACUCUACGACCCUGCACUCGGUCCAGUAUAUGGAUCUGAUCUGUGAGUGUUGGCUUUUCUCUUUCAGCGCUUUGCAGUCUAUCAUCACCCUAAAACUCAUGUUCGUGUAUUCCGAAAGUCCUGCACUUUCAGUUGCACCCAUUCAGUAGGGCUCAUUCUCCUGGUCCAUUGAAUAAUCUAGAAUGCUUGAAAAAUGUAGUUCUCUUGCACCCACAUGAUUGGAAAUAAUUCUUACUUUUCUAAGAAGGAAAACAGCCAUCUGGCCGAGAAAAUCACAAAGAACGCUGAGUCACUUCACUCGAGUCAUCAUUAUUGUGUCUGCAUGGUCGACUUAUUUGCAAUUUGCAUUCUUUGAUGCUAAUUUUAACUGUAAUGUAUUUACAGUAUCUUUCCACUUCGUUCCUUUAACGCUUAUGAUGUUUUUUAUUCGGAUAGGAGCAUAUUUAAAAGGAAGGUUAAAAAAUGUUCCAUUCGAUCUGUCAGCUCAUUUCACUCAUUGUCAGUUACUCAUGAUGACGCAUGCUCAGGCCUAAACAACGCCUCGAUUAAGGUUAUGGUUAACUCACCAUGAGUGCUUGACGGUUGAGGCCUGGCAUUCACUCUUACCAAGCUUAUGGGUUGUGUUUCUGAUAUUAUUGAUGGACUAGACAAGUGUAAUAAAUAUUGGAGCACGCCUAGGAGAUAGUUUGGAGCCUUACUAUUUUCAGGUGCUCUAGUGAUCACUACGUUUGGAAGGAAUUUCAUGGAAAAGUCAUAAUAUGACUUGGUAAGAGUGAAAGCUAGCGUAUAGUUCAUGAAAUGAUCCAUCAAUCUUUAUCAGUUUGGUGUAUCACAAAGUCGAAUAUGGAUGAGUUAUCUCUUGAGAACCGCAUAUAGACAUACAAAUCGUAACUCAGGUCAUUGUAAUGCAUUUAAAAAUAGUGCUACAAUAGCGUCAUCCUUGUCAAUUAGAAUAUGGUAAUGAGAAUGUGGUUUUCUAUUGACUAUAUUUGUUGAGUGUCAGCUCCUAGUUUAUCCUCUGAAAAAUUAAGCUUUUUGGUUAAAUGUCCAAUAAUGAAAGUUUUUUAUUCCUUAAUGUAGUAAUAACCUUAUUUUGAGUAUUUUUACUUUUCAUGGUCAUAUGUUGUAACCUCACAGCCACAGAACUUGUCAUUAAUAAAUAUAUAUGUAUAUCUACUUUCUUUUUAAUACGCUCGUAUGGCCUGUUAAUGUUAAUUUAUUGUGCAGAUGCAAAUCCUGUGGGCUCUACUCUGUUCGCUGCCCGGGUCACUGUGGUCAUAUUGACUUUGCAUUACCAGUUUACAAUCCCUUGCUGUUUAGGACACUUUUUAGUCUUCUUCAGAACAUCUGUUUCUUUUGUCACAGAUUCAGAUUGAAGAGUCAAAAGGUUAUCUGUCAUGCCCGCCGUCCAUUUUGAUACCAUUUUUUAAACAUAUUUUGUCCUUGCCUGGUGAUGACUAUUAUGGGUGAUGUUGUUUAUUAAUUUAUUUCCAAUAGGUUCGAACGUAUGCCGACCAAUUGGAGCUUAUAAUGAAAGGAGAUAUUAUUGGGGCUGCAAAUUUGGAAUCAGAAUCAUUGAACAGUUUAUUUGAUAGCUCUGAAGAAAGACCUAAGAUUUAUUCGGCCAGUAGAGGCUCGACUUCAAAGAACUCUGAGAAACACAUGUGGACUUCUCUUCAGUACGCCAAAGCUAAUUUCGUUUUAUCAAGGUUUAUGAGAGAAAAGAGUAAAAAAUGUAAAAACUGUGAGAAAAGAAACCCGAAGCUUACGAGCCCCACAUUUGGUUGGCUGAAAAUGGUUCGCUCCCCACUCUCAUUUUUCACAGUUAUUUCUGUUAAUUUUGAGUUCAGUAUUUUUAUUCCUUGAACUGCGUUGGAAUGAGGCUUUUGAUAAAAUACUGCUCAAUUUUCGAGACUAGAGGACAUUAUUUCACACACGUUACGAUAUUUCAUAACAGAAAGAGUUUCUCUUAGCAUUAUGUGAAUGCCAGUAAAUCAACCUAUAUUCUUGAACUGUAUGCGACUGUUCUUUUCUUUUGAGGCAAGUUGAAAUUGAUAGAGGUUUAUGAUAUCCGUUUCUUAAUUCUUUCCUCUGUUUGCUUAGUGCCAGUUGAAUUUGCACUUGAUGUCUCAGGAAGUGGAUGGUUAUGUUCUUUUUUGAUGCAGCCUAGAAAUGACCUAUUUUGUAUCUUUUCUGCUAUUUUUUUUAAAUCCAGGGGCGAACGUUUGCACUUCCGAACUCUGAAUUCAGAUGAAAUAUAUUAUGUUAUCUUCUGUUAAUGUUUUACGACUUUAUUGAAGUAGAACGUGGUUUCUAAACUCUGGGUUUCCUAUGCCCUUCUCUUUAUUCUGAAUUUUUUACAUUUUAGACUUAUUUGGUUGGUGUUUCCCUUUUCUGAAAUUUACUGUAGGAUAUGCGAACUAUUGCCUAAGAAAAAAGAAAUAGGAAAAAGGGAGCACUGUAAACUUUCUUGAUGGUAUAUAACGAAGUGUGAACAAAAUUGAGGUGGCAUUAUUUCAGAUUGUAUCCAGUUUUCUUCUUAUAUUUAUUUUCAUUAAGAAUCUCAUGGUGCAAAGGUGCCCAUAGAGAACAAUGCCUUAGGUUUACCUGCCAUCAGGUAAUCUGUCUUCCUACAUAUCAUACGAGAUUCGAGCCCUGAAAUAGUAGAUCUUGAUAAAGGUUGCUUCCAUGAUUAAGACAGAAAUAUGUUAAGUAUUUCAUAUAUUGUCUUUUUUCUUGUCUUUUAGGAACAUUGGUUAUGAUUGAACAUUUAUCUGAAUUUUCUACCGCGGGAUAGCUUAUGGGAUUUGCCAUGGAAACCGAAUUCGAGUCGUUUGAACUAGCAGCAGUUGACUUGGCCUUUUAACACGUGUGACUCUUUUUACAUAGGAAAUGGCUGACUCUGAUAUUAGAAAAAAUAUUCUCGGAGGUUCCAAUUCGAACGAUUUGGACGUUCAGUUUAUUAAGCAGAAGACUUCCUUCACAGGAGAGCUUGUUCCUACAAAGGUUUGUUUUAUACUGGUGCAAGUUUAUGUAUAUGUUUUUCAUUUUUUCCUGUUCGCAGGUUGGAUCACUGUUUCUCAUUUAGACUGAUAUUUCAUUGUGUUUGGAUUUUGAGUUUUUAUAUUCAACCUUUUUAUUCCAGGUCAGAGAUAUGCUGCAACGUCUCUGGGAAAAUGAAUCACAUAUCUGUUCACUUAUUUUUAAUAUUCGAUUAGAAGGUGGAAGCUCUAAUUCUACAGAAAGUGGUUACAGUAUGUUUCUAAUGGAGGCUCUUCUUGUUCCGCCAAGCAAGUUUCGACCUCCCUCCAAAGGCAAUCAGCAGGGUGAUGUGAGUUUGUGUCACUUUUUAACUUUGUGUAUGCUUUUACCCUUGCCUUUAACCUUCGAUUGAGUUCAUCUGCCACUUUAGUGUGGCAAUGCAUCAUCAUACCUGAAAAUUUUCAGCUUUCUGAAUCUAGUUGGAGCUUCUUUGUCAAGAGACCUUUCAUUGAACUGCUAUUACUGUAGAUGAUCAGUCCUGGAAGACUUUGCAUGCUUUGUAAUUUGGUUUCGUGUGCUGAUGGUUAGAGUUGAAAGGCUUCAGUGGCUGAAAGUUUGCCUUUUAUAACCAAGUGCAUUCUGUGGUUAUGUGACAUUAUAUUUUCUGCUGAUGAGAAUGUAGUAUCUGGGAUAUGCUGUGUAGUUGGCAUUCUUAAUAUAUUAUCUUAUCUAUUUACGAGUCGUCAUGAAGAUUUGCUGCAUCCACGCCUUUUGUCAUUUUGGGGGAGGGGGGAGGGGAGGCCUCAGGAGUUUGAUUAAUAUCAUGGCAAGUCAUAUAAACAACUGAUAUGCAUGAUUCUCAAUGGAGCAGCCAGGAAUGGGUCGAUCCCACAUUACUACCUGGUCAAAAUGGUAGUCUGCCAGGGUUCAAUUGUCUACUACAGAUUCUGUCUGGACAUGUUGGGCUGUUACAAACUUGCUACCUAGUUUGCAUGAUCACUGUGGUUAUGUUUAUGAUGAUGUUUCUUUGUUUAAUGCUUCAUAAUUGUUUUUGACCGUUGCCAAGUUGUCAUAGCUCCCUAGGUGAACUGCCUAAUGCGCUUUCUGAUUAAUCAGGCAAGUGAUUUACUAAUUAUAAAUGGUUGCCUUCGUAGGUGUUGGAACAUCCGCAAAAUAUUUUACUUAGUAAAGUACAAGAAAACAACAUCUAUUUACUGACUUCAGUCUCUGGUGGUUCUGGACAUGCUGAUGUCAUUAGGAGGUGGAUGGACCUUCAGAAAAGCGUGAAUUUGUUAUUCGAUAGCACUAAGGGCUUCAGUACGUAAAUCUUUAUAUUUUCCUAAUAUUUUCUUGUUUCUUUGUUUAAUUAUGUCAUGCUUCUUAAUAACGAUGUAAUAGCCUGCCUUAAAAAUCUUGUAGCCUCUUCAAAUGUUUCCCCUUAUUUCCAAGCCUCAUCUUAUUGUAUACUCGUGUACAUUAUUGUGAUUAUGGUACAAAAGGGACGCCAAUGCUUUUCUCCUUAGCCACUCUAGAAGUAAGAAUGACGCAAAUAUCUCUCAUUGAUGAUUUUUUUAGGGUUAUUGAAAUCUACUAGUUAUCGUAUUCAAAUCUACAAUUGCCUGAAAAUGGGAGUAAGUUUUAAUAAUUUAAGUACGAUUUUGCAUGUUUUAGGGAUAUCCUGAUAUUCUUCCUUCUUUUAGAAUUUAAAUUUGUGUGGACACUGACGUGGAGUCGGCUUUAUUUUCAUUGGACGUUGUUUUUUGGAGUAAUUGAUGAACCUGGCUUUAUUAGAUGUAGCCUACUAGUUAAAACUGAUGAAACUGGGAUAUUAUAUUCAUCAAUGCAUUCCGAAUUCGAUCACAACAGGAAAAAACAUGCUGUGCUUCUUCAUUCUUUCUAUUAAUAUAGCCUUUCUUGUAAGGUGACGGUAGGAAAUGCAUUCUUUCUCCCAUGAUGCUAUUUUUCUUCACUUAAUUUUCUGAUUAGUAAAUUGUUCUUUCUAGUUGCAUGAAACAUCUUAAGAAAGGGCUGUGAAUGAUCAUCUUGUUUGUAUGGAGAUUUCCAUUUUCCUGGCUUUAUAGAAAGUUUUUCGAAAUGUUUGAAAUUUGAUUUCCAAAUCUUCAUUGUAUCAUUUUCUUGUUCUAGUUUCUCCGUAAGUUGGGUUUAUUUUCACAUGGUUUCAUGCUCUUCUAGUCCUCUUAGAAUUUACAUCAUCUACUGAAUCCCACAUUAUCUUGAUGAUGCAUUUCUUCUUAGCGUUUAGAUUAUCCAUUGAAGUCGACAUUAUCUUGAUGAAGAAUUUGUUUUCUUCUUAUGAUAUAUAGCUAAAGGUGAAAGAGAGAACAGUGGCAUACGUCAAUUGUUGGAGAAGAAAGCGGGCAUCUUUCGUCAGAAGAUGAUGGGAAAGCGGGUUAACUUUGCUUGCCGGUCUGUUAUAUCUCCAGAUCCUUAUUUGGCAGUGAAUGAGAUUGGAAUUCCUCCUCAUUUUGCAUUGAGAUUGACUUACCCGGAGGUAGUUCACCGAGUAUUUUAUCAACUUAGAACUAUUUUUUGCGCUUUCUUGGGUAUAUGAUCGCGUGCAUGUGUAAUUAAAAUGGCUGUAUCUGUACACUUUACUGUGAAUGGCUGUUUCGGAAGCUUUUACCAGCUUAACUGUACAAAUUUGUCGGAUUUUAUAACAUUAUUUUGUUUUUAGUUCAAGAUCUGUCUUGUUUUUGUCACUCUGUUUUUCAUCUGUUCUGAGGUAGUUUAUGAUUUUGCAGAGAGUGACCCCAUGGAACGUUGAUAAGCUGAGACAUGCUAUUAUCAAUGGUGCAGAUAUUCACCCUGGGGCAAUGCAUUACAAGGACAAAGAUCAAACAUAUAAGCUACAGUCUGGCAGAGUCACACGUAUGUCCAUUUCUAGGAAGUUGCCCUCAUCUCGAGGAGCUCGUACGAAUUCAGUAAAAGGCCCUGAAUCUGAUUUGGAAGGCAAGAUUGUGUAUCGUCAUGUACGGGAUGGUGAUGUUGUGCUUGUUAAUCGUCAGGUGUGUCCUAGCUUAACUACAUCACGUUCAAAAUUUCCUAAAUAUGUCUGAUCUUCUUCAAGUGCGCUUCUCUUAUUCUCCUUUCUCCUAGGUUUCAAUGUUGUUUCUUUUUUUUAUCGUUCCUUAUUCUUCCAUUGUUCUUCAUUAGACGUUCUGAUUGUCAAACAUUUUCUUCAGUUACGUUUUCGUUUGAACUUUAGACUGUUCGCUAUGAUGGUUAUAUGCAUCUGAACUAAUAUUUUAGCGUAUGAUUUUUUGCAUUUGUUUAUAUUGUAUUUAAUGUAAAUCUGUGGUACAUGCUAGAUCGUGCAUAGGUCUGGGCAAUGGGGCUGUAUAUUUAUAGUAAAGCUGAAGCCUUGAUCUGGCUGAGAGUGGAAAAUCGUGUUAGACCCGGGCACUGGGAUUGUGAUCUUCAGAUCUAGCAGCAAUUGUCCAAUGGUAGAUAGAUCUGGCGGCUGUUAAAAACAUCUUGUAUGGUUGCCAGAAUACUCUUCAAUUCUUACUCUCCCACAAUAUCACCUACAGAAAAAUUCGUGAUAGAAUUUUAUGGCCAUUGGUUACGGAUGGUUUAUUGUGGGAGUAACCCUAAACCCUAGAUUUCCCAUCAAGCUGUGUAAGAUUGCUAUGUAGCUAGUUGAGAUCCAUACAUCUGAAGCCAAACCUUCAGCAGUCCGAGGUAUGACCUCAAGUGAGGAAAAGCAAAUGGUUUCCUACCACAGCAACGGUCAUUUAUGCUAUCAUUCGGAGUUUCAUUUCAUUCUUAUCAUGGUAGGAACUCUACCAUAAGCUAGCUGCUCCAGAAGAGAAAAUAUUCAUGCCAAUAGGCCAAGCUUCAUUGGCACCAUCCUUGGAUUCGACUGGGGAUUUUCUCCAUAUCUCAAUCUUAAUAGCUUUCUGAUGCCUUUUCGACCAAUCUCUACACCAGUUCCCUUUCUUCAUUGUCCCUGAUAUGAAACUUUUUCCAUGCAAUGCUUUCCAAAUGAACACAUUUCCUGGUUGUGUUACUACAACUAAUUUUGUUGCUCAUGCCAAAAUUCUGGAACAUUGAGUAUAUCUUCUCCUAACUAUGGGGCUUUCGUUUUCCACUGUAGCCCACUCUUCACAAGCCAAGCAUGAUGGCUCAUGUUGUUCGCGUCUUAAAAGGGGAGAAGACUCUUCGCAUGCAUUAUGCGAAUUGCAGGUAACCUGAAUUUUAUGUUGAAAUGCAGACUUGGAGGAAAUCCCUGGUGUUUUAGGGUUGAGGUUGACUGUUCAUUUACCUGCAGUACUUACAAUGCUGAUUUUGAUGGUGAUGAGAUGAAUGUACAUUUGCCUCAAGAUGAAAUUUCACGUGCUGAAGCGUUGAACAUAGCAGAUGCAAACAAGCAAUAUGUUGUUCCUACAAGUGGUAAUCCAAUUAGGGGUUUGAUUCAGGUGACAUAGUCUUACACUUUUCACUGGCGUCGGUUUAUAAAUUAGAAGUGAUUAAUUUUCUAUAUCCUUUAGUUCAACUUACGAAUUUAUGAAAUCCUCUGAUAAGUAUUUUUCUUUUGGUUUCCUUUAUUCGUACAGGAUCAUAUUAUAAGUGCGGUACUUCUCACAAAGAAAGACACAUUUUUAACCCGUGAAGAAUAUGAUCAGCUUCUAUAUGCAUCUUGUGUGCCUCCUGUCGAUUCUGGAGCUUUUCUAUUUGAUGGUGGUCGCGGUGUUUCAGUGUUAAAUUCGGAAGAUGACAUGGAGACACUUAAUCCUUCUAUAUGGAAGCCAGUGCCAUUAUGGACAGGAAAACAGGUUAAUUCCGUGAGCAGUGUAAUAAAUGGUUGUUAGCUAAUUCCUUCUAAAGUUUGCUACAAGUUUCCUAUUUCCAGGUUACUGUCAGUUGAUAUAAUGUGGGAAUAUGGACUCCAAUAGAGUAUUGUGUCGAUAUAUAUAUUGUUUUUACAUUGAUUAAUAAGAGUGUGUCAGAAAAUCACAUCAUGCUCCGGUUCUUUUGAAGCAAUUUCUCUCACUUUAUUUUUGCCUCCCCAUGAUAGUCUAUUUUUUCCUGCUAGGUUAUUACUGCCAUUCUUAACCAUCUUACCAGAGGUCGUCCUCCUUUCAGUGUUGCAAACACUGUGAAAAUCCCAAAGGAAUAUCUUGGAAAUGAGAGGUCUGAACAUGAGUUUCUUGUUCGCAAGAAUGAGUUCAUACAUGGAGUGCUAGACAAAAAUCAGUUUGUUAAGUAUGGACUUGUUCAUACAGUCCACGAGCUCUAUGGUCCUGAAAGUGCGGGUGCUUUGCUUUCUGGAUUUAGUCGCCUGUUCACAGUGUUUUUGCAGGUUUGUUAGCCCUCAGAUUUUCUAGGCUAUCUUUUAAAUUGUUAUACCUUAGCUUUCUUAUUUACAAUUACACUUCAUUUCUAUGCAUGUAGAUUCAUGGAUUUACGUGUGGAGUGGAUGACCUUUUAAUUCACCCCAUACUAGACAUGGAAAGGAAACGGAUUUUGGAAGAAUGUGAGACACGAGGAAAGGAAGUUCAUUAUAAAUUCAUACUCGCUGAGGAUGAUUAUACAGGUGUGUUCAAACUCUCCAUGUAGGUAUAUAGCACUUUAUUCGUUUUUCUUUCAUCUAGUUCAUAUUCCACAAGCCUUGGGGUUCAAAAAUAUCUGCCAUAUCCACCGUUUUCUUGGUCUAUGCCAAUCUUUUAUCUUUAAUUUAAUCUUCUCUUUAUAUCAUAUUUGUGACGUCCCUAGUUCAUUUGUUUAUUACAUUGAUACUCUGAGAGAUUUUUAUAUGGUUGAUGCAUAACACUUAUUUGAUGAACGUGCUGUUGUCUAAAAUUCCAGUUCAUUGCUCUGCUGUGGCCAGCCUUGCGAACCAAUAGUUUAACCCAGUUCAUUCCAGUUCAUUCGGUCGUCUGAAAUUCCACUUCAUUCCAGUUCAUUACGCAGAACACGAAUGGUUUUACCCCGAACUCCUUGGAAAAUCGUAUGAAGUUCUGAUCUUUGUGGUUCUGGCCACCAUUCGAUUAGCUCUUAACUCUGAUUUUACGCCAACACUUUGGACACGAUAUGUAUUUUCACCAGGAGUUUUCCUAGGGCCUUUUGACAUGCCAUUUUCGACAGGCUGAGGUAGAUCCAUGGAACCAUUUGUCACAUGUUUUGUGGUGGUCUCAUGCGUCAAUGUGCAGCACUUUAAGCUUUUGGUCUGUAAAUUUAAUUUAGUGCAGCUGAAAUCAAAGGAUCGUUUCUUGUGUGUUUUACAAAUGUUGUAUUUGUUCAAGCAGAUGCGCAAGCAUUGCAACUGGAGAUUGAGAAGGUCGUUCGAACUAAUGGGGAAUCUGCAACAGCACGUCUUGAUCGUAUGAUGUCGAAUGCUCUCAACCAAAUGACAUCUGAGCUUAAUAAAAUCUUAUUUCCAGGAGGGCUUCAGAAAAACUUCCCAGGAAAUUGCCUUUCUCUGAUGACCACUACUGGCGCAAAGGGUGGAAUGGUAUGCUGAAGAUAUUUACUUAUUUUUCGAUGAUAUUUUUUAUUUCCUGUAACUUCUUGGACAACCUUUUUGAUCUCUGUUUUCUAAGAAAUUUGACGAGUGAUUUUCCUUUUGAUUGUUGGUGAGUUGUUUCUUUGGCAUGAAUUCUGCAAGACAACAAAAUAAAGUUGCUGGAAUUUUGUGGCUUCUUACUUUGUGGAUGAUCUUUCAGUUUGCAAUAUUUUAUCUGACUCCUAAAGUCAAAAUAUUCUUUUCAUGAUCAUCGGCAGUUUCGAGAAAAGGGGCGGGGUUUUGUGACGAUUGGAUAACAUUUGAGGCUUUUCGCAUGUGCUAUCUUGGAAUUUUAGUUCUUAUGAAUUUCAUCCAUACAUGCCUUGCACUCUUUGUGGGAAGAUACACAGAUGGUCUCUUAGCCAGUUUUAUGGCUUUCAUCAUUCAGAUAAACUUGGGCAUAACCUCAUUUGCAUGUCGCCUGAGCACGUUAUCUUCGGAGACGUAAGUUAUUGAUCGGAAUUUGCUUUGCAGGUCAAUUUUACCCAAAUUUCCUCCUUAUUAGGGCAACAAGAAUUGGAGGGGAAGCGAGUCCCACGGAUGGUUUCUGGAAAGACAUUGCCAUGCUUUCCGCCAUGGGAUACUGCUUCUCGAGCCGGUGGUUUCAUUGGGGACCGUUUCCUGACGGGUUUACGCCCACAGGAGUAUUACUUCCAUUGCAUGGCUGGCCGAGAUGGGUACGAAACUUUGUUGCCUUUUGGACUCACACUUUCUCUUUUAUUAUAUUCUCACUUUUGAUAUCAUGCUUCACACCUAAUUGCUUUUCGGUAGUACUCUACCGAAAAUUUUCAGUAGAACUGUUUCGAGAUGUGUUGUUGAGAUUCAUUCUUGUCAUAUGGAUUCUUUACCUUCUCUUAGUGUUACCUGUGUUGUGGGUCGGUUUUCUCUUCUUUCCCCUGUUCUUGUUUUGUUUUCUUACGAUGGUCUAAGGUCCUAUGGUUUAUAAUCUCGGUGAUGUAUUUGAUUUCGUGGUUCAUCACAUCCCUUGAUUGAUCAUAUCACAUAUCUCGAAGAUUGAAAGCUUCUUCUGAUCAUAUACUCAUAUUUUCCUCGAGUAUAUUUGUUAACGUGUGCUUUUUCCCACAGAUUAGUUGAUACGGCUAUCAAAACAUCGCGCAGUGGUUACCUGCAACGAUGUCUCAUCAAGAAUCUGGAAAGCUUGAAGGUCUCCUACGAUCACACCGUACGAGAUGUUGACGGGACCGUCAUCCAGUUCCUAUAUGGGGAGGAUGGGGUCGACGUUCAUCAGACAAGCUAUCUCAAGCAAUUUGAAGCACUGGCCACUGUAAAAGAUCAGAAGAAGCUCUUCGCCCAAAUCAGUUGUUUAGUUCUUCUGUCAAAGGACCCCUAAUUAAUGUCACCUCUGCUGUUUACAGAAUCAGAUUGUUGUUCAAGAAAGGCUUAACAGACAUGGGGCGAAUGCCAACGUAUUGGAGUCCAAUGCAUACAUUCGGGACCUGCCUGAUAAACUCGAACAAGAGGCGACGACUUUUUUGCACAAGUUGACAAAGAAGCAACGGAAAUCUCUUCACCUGAAGAAACAGAGUGAUCUCAUGAAGCUAGUGAGGGUCAAGUACAUCUCUAGCCUCGUUCAGCCUGGAGAACCAGUGGGUGUGCUCGCGGCACAGUCGGUGGGGGAACCAUCGACGCAGAUGACGUGAGUUCCCCUGAUUAUCUUACUAUCUUUUCAAUUUCAUUAUUUAAAAAGUGGGUAACACUGGCAUGGUACUCGGUAAAUAGUAACGUCAGAGAGAACGACUUUGAUCAUAUCGACAUCCUAAUCAUACCUCUGGAUGCGUAUUUGGCGCCUAAAAUGUGUAUGCUAUUUGACAUCGACUAUCCUUCCAUGUUAAGUGAUAAUCUCGAAUUUACCAGGUUGAACACUUUCCACUUUGCUGGACGAGGGGAGAUGAAUGUAACGCUUGGCAUCCCACGGCUGCAGGAAAUCCUGAUGACUGCCAAGGAGAAGAUUCGAACGCCAGUCAUGACCUGCCCGUUGCAGGAUUUCAUAACGAGGUGAGUUGAAUCCCCGGUAAAGCAAACAUAGAUCUUGGCAUAAAUUUAUUGCCAGACUCUUGUAUCCUCUGAUGGGUUCCCUUUUCCUUUUUCUGUUCCGAUAAUUGGGCAGGGAUGCGGCUGACCAGCUCGCCGCGAGAUUGAGAAGGAUCACCGUAGCAGAUGUGCUGGAGAGUAUGGAGGUCUGUGUUGUACCCUUCUGCGUGAUGGAGAAGAAGGUGGGCACUGUCUACAAGUUAAGUGGGAAGCUUUACUCCCCCGACAAGUACCCUCCCCACUCGGGCAUAACACUCGAGCGCUGUGAGACGGCUGUGAAAUACGAUUUCGUCGAUGCACUGGAGCUGGCCAUCAAAAAGCAUCUGGAGACGGUAUCCAAGAUCUCCAGUAUCCAGUCCGUCUCCGGUGGGGAGGAAAGCUUCGUAGAGGGGGAAUCUGGGGAGGACGACGAGCCCUCUACGCCGUCUGUGAGAGGGGUGGGCGACAAUGAGGACAACGCCAGUUCUGGUGACGAUGACGACAAUGCCGAGGAUCAGGGAACCGAUGCCCAGAAGAGGAAGAAGCAGGAGAAUGACGAGGUCGACUAUGAGGACGACGUGGGUGAAGACCAUGGUCCGAAGCGAAAGGCGGCAGGGCUUGAGCAAGCUGGCGAUGAACCUUCUGGUUUUGAAAGCGAGAUCGAUCAGGCAGAGGUUGACGAGGACUACAGCUUGGGAGGAGAAGUUCCCACCCUGGAGUCCGACGGGGAAAUGGGUGCAGCGGGAGGGGCUGCGGAAGAAGAAGAUACCAAGAAAUCGCACGCACCGGAUUCUUCGAUGGCUCCUGAAUCAGAGACUGCCGAAGAGGGGAAACAAUUCUCAGCUGGGAAGACUAAGAUCCGGGCGAAGAGAAGCAAGAAACCGAGCGAUAAAGUGUUCUUCGUGGAAGUGAAUGGUCUGAACUUCGAACUCCAUUUCCUGUUCAGAGACGAGCCUCAUAUUCUUCUGGCCGAGGUAAAUCUUUUCUCCUCCUCGACCCUCAACCUCCGAUUCCUCAGAUAUUUGAGAGCUGUGAUGCUCUCUUUUGGUUAUUAUUCGGUGUAUCAAGAAGGGUUACCAUCUCGGCAGAUUGCCCAAAAGGCGGCGAAGAAUGUCUACGUGAAGGAGUCGGGGAACAUCGAGCAGUGCUCCGUGAUCGAAGAUAAGGUUACAAAGAGGAUCGCCCUCGAGACGGCGGGCGUCAACUUCCGCUCAUUCUGGCAGCUGGAUGAGUACCUGGACAUCGACCACAUAAGAUCGAAUGACAUUCACGCCGUCCUCCGCACCUACGGCGUGGAGGCCGCGAGGGCCGCCAUCAUCAACGAGGUCAAGAACGUGUUCGACUACUACAAGAUCUCCGUGGACAUCCGGCAUCUCUCCCUGAUCGCCGACUUCAUGACCGUGAACGGCGGCUACAGGCCGAUGAACAGGAUCGGAGCGGCCUACUUUGGCACGUCCCCUUUCAGCAAGAUGACGUUCGAGACGGCGACCAAGUUCAUCGUGGAGGCGGCCUUGCAUGGGGAGGUGGACACACUCGAGUCCCCCUCUGCCAGUGUCUGCCUCGGUCAGCCUGUGAAGAUGGGAACCGGCUGCUUUGACUUGAUGCACAAUCUUCAAGUUUGA
Messenger RNA from Spirodela intermedia, 13569 nucleotides. NCBI's taxonomy places the organism in Eukaryota, Viridiplantae, Streptophyta, Magnoliopsida, Alismatales, Araceae. The record is from the annotation of a GenBank genome assembly.